AAAGAAUUGUUUAUGUUGCUUUUCAAACACAACCACCGCGCGUACCUGAUUUUUGAUUGAGAUUUAAAGGAAAGCUUAUCUAGAGCUUCCUUUAUCGAUUGAUUUGUUCAAGUAGCUUCAUGAAUAAACGAAAAAGGAUCGAAGAAAUUGGCGAAUCCAAGCACCGUCAGGUUCGACAACGUAUUUUGCAAGAACGCAAGACGGAUAUCCUUGAAAAUCUUGCAUUUGAAUUAUCUGAUAAAAUUCGACGAUUGCGAUCUAAUGCAGGUUUGCUGGCAUCUACCAUCCGCAUGAGAGGAGAAAUGCGUGUAGCUUCUAUCCCUCGUGCUCAGCGGAAUAUGAAGCUUCGUGACUUUCAAUCCUUUUUAUCCUCCAAUACACCCGUCACUCCUUGGCGAACUCGUAUUCAAGAAUUCUACAAGCUUGAAGAAUUGUCAAACUCAAAACGGAGACAAAAUUCCUCGAAAUCAAGUCCUUCCAAGACACCUACUCCUUUGCGAAUGACCAAGGAAAAGACGUCUACGCAAGGAUCGUAACCGGUUCAAACAAUCAUAUUUCAUUGUCUCUUGUCCCUGUUCACAUUUCAUGCAAUCUUGCUUAUUUUAUGACAUCUAUCUUACUAAAUGCAAAAAGUCCGUACACUUUUCAAAUGUUCCCUUUAUGCCGGAUCGCACUUAUUCUUCCUCUGCGACUUGAACAAUUUUUCGCAUACGAUUCAUCGUUUCUCGGAAUAAGGGCCGGAUCUCGUUGAUUUCCAUAGCACCCAAGUUAUCCAGGGCAAGCUGAACUUCGUUUACCGCUUCCAAACCUGCCCUUGCCUUGCUCUGUCUCGCUUCUCGGAUGGUCAAAAGGAUCCUUCGAACUUCCUCCACGUCUUCAAUAUCAUCGGGACAAGCAUUCAAGAGUAGAUGAGCAGUUUCCAACCACCGAAACGGCAUUUUAGAAAACAUAUCCAUUUCCAUUUCUUGUUCUUGUAAGCUUUGUAAGUUUGAAAGGUCAAGCCACUCUGGAGGCACUAUUCUGGCGCGAUGUUGUCUUUUUAAUUCCAAGGCUAGCCAUAAUGGAACUCUGCACUUUCUUGGCGGCUUCAUAAUGGGUAUAGUUGCGCUUACUAAAGGUAAUUGAUCCAUAGUCUCUAAAGGAACAAUAUCAAUGUAUUCAUUUCCUGCUAAAAACUCUAUCUCUUCAGGCGAAAACGUCGCCUCCAACUCCCUGGGUAAGGCC
This is a messenger RNA of Schizosaccharomyces octosporus yFS286, 1224 nucleotides long. RefSeq names its product borealin Nbl1. The transcript has 3 exons. The record is from RefSeq and is a predicted model, not a curated record. The coding region runs from base 120 to 536 and encodes 138 amino acids. Lineage: Eukaryota; Fungi; Ascomycota; Schizosaccharomycetes; Schizosaccharomycetales; Schizosaccharomycetaceae.